Molecule: messenger RNA, 4450 nt
Organism: Amblyraja radiata (thorny skate)
Lineage: Eukaryota; Metazoa; Chordata; Chondrichthyes; Rajiformes; Rajidae
Gene: adamts1
Product: ADAM metallopeptidase with thrombospondin type 1 motif, 1
Exons: 9
Coding region: 374-3178 (934 amino acids)
Biological process (GO): proteolysis; extracellular matrix organization
Cellular component (GO): extracellular matrix
Molecular function (GO): metalloendopeptidase activity; zinc ion binding
Source: RefSeq, a predicted model, not a curated record
AAGGAGGCGCCGGGAGAGCGGGGAACGCCACUAACCAAGGAGCAGGUCAAAUCCAACAUCGCUGAGAGGGGGGAAAAAAAAAAGAAAAACCUCUUCGACCUUCUUCUCUUACUUAAAAAAAAGCAAGAAAACUAAAUCUCUAAUCUGAGCAGCGGGCUGCAAGGAACAAGAGUGCCAUUUAGAUUUAGAUUUGGAAGACCUACAUUUGCAAUCCAAACUCCAGGAGAAGUUGCAUUAAGAAUAUUUCUGCAUUGGGGAAAGGGGGAAAGGAGUUUUGUUUUUUUUUUUCGAAGAGCCGGCGCCUCCUGUAAGGGAGUUUGUAUUGAUUUUUUUAUUAAUUUUUUUUUGCUGGGCAGUUGGAUUUAGUUUGGAGAUGUUUAGCGUUGGUUUGCUGCAGAUUCUGGCUGUUCUCGGACCAGCGGCGGCUGGGUGGACGGGGCCGCUGGAAGAGGAGUUGAUCUACCCGAGGAAGCUGAGGCCGGAGCCGGGCAGCAGUAAUGAGGAGGUCUCCUACACGCUCCAUGCCUUCGGCGAGGAUUUCACCCUGAGCUUGGCUGCCGACUCGGGCUUCUUGGCUCCGGCUCUCACCCUGCAGACGCUGGGCAAGAAGGGGGUAGACGAGACGGAAGAAGAGGGAGAGGGCGACCACCACCACCACCACCGUGACCUAGCUCGUUGCUUCUACACGGGCACCGUCAACUCUGCCCCCGGCUCUCUGGCGGCGCUCAGCAUCUGUCGGGGGCUCCUCGGGGCGUUUGUCAUCGGCGGGCAAGAAUUUCACAUCCAGCCCAGCACCAACCAGACCCAGUCGGGACCUCUCGGUCCGCACCUGGUCCGGAGACGUGGCCGGGGACCAAGCGCCGGCUCCAAGUGCGGGGUGAGGGUCGGAGACGGAGACGGGCAGAGCGAGGGGACAGAGCAGCCGGCGGGGUCGGAGAGAGACGGGGUCCCGGCCCGGAGUCCCACCCCGCCCCGCAGGGCCAAGAGAUUCGUCUCGUCUCCCCGCUACGUGGAGACGUUGCUGGUGGCCGACCGCUCCAUGGCCGACUUCCACGGCAGCGGCCUCCAGCACUACCUGCUCACCCUGAUGUCCGUGUCCGCCCGGCUGUACCAGCACGCCAGCAUCAAGAACUCCAUCAACCUGGUGGUGGUCAAGGUGCUGGUGGUCUACGAGCAGGAACUGGGGCCCGCCGUCUCCCCCAACGCCGCACUCACACUGAGGAACUUCUGCAAUUGGCAAAAGCAACAUAAUGUGGCCAGCGACCGCAGCCCGGAGCACUACGACACCGCCAUCCUCUUCACCAGAACCGAUCUGUGCGGAGCCAAGACCUGCGAUACGUUGGGGAUGGCGGACGUGGGGACUAUCUGUGACCCCAGUAGAAGUUGUUCGGUCAUCGAGGACGACGGUCUACAAGCUGCCUUCACCGCUGCCCACGAGUUAGGUCACGUGUUCAACAUGCCUCACGAUGACGCGAGGCAGUGCCUUCACACCAUUGGCCAGACCAAGAAUUCCCACAUGAUGGCAUCCACUCUCUCGAACUUGGACCGCAACCAGCCCUGGUCCGCCUGCAGUGCGUACAUGAUCACUUCCUUCCUCGACAACGGGCAUGGCGAGUGUUUGUUGGACAAGCCGCAGAAGCCCAUCGCGCUGCCCCGCGAGCUGCCGGGAACCGUGUACGACGCCGACCGGCAAUGCCAGUUCACCUUCGGAGACGACUCCCGCCUCUGCCCCGACGCUGGCAACACCUGCUCGCUGCUCUGGUGCACCGGCACUUCCGGCGGCAUGCUCAUCUGCCAGACCAAGCACUUCCCCUGGGCCGACGGCACCAGGUGCAGGGAAGGGAGAUGGUGCAUGGAGGGCAAAUGUGUCAACCAGUCCAGCAUCAAGGACUACAGUACUCCGGUGCACGGCAGCUGGGGAAUGUGGGGCUCGUGGGGAGACUGUUCCCGGACCUGCGGGGGAGGCGUACAGUAUUCCUUCCGGCACUGCGACAAUCCGGUGCCGAGGAACGGCGGGAAGUAUUGCGAAGGGAAGAGGGUGCAGUACCGAUCCUGCAACACCAUGGACUGCCCGUACAAGAACGGCAUCACCUACCGAGAAGAACAGUGUGAGGCACACAACGACUUCUCAAAGUCCACUGCCUUCGGGGGAAUGCCUGCGGUGGAAUGGAUCCCAAAAUAUGCCGGAGUUUCUCCCAGGGACCGCUGCAAGCUCAUUUGCCGGGCAAAGGGGACGGGAUACUACUUUGUGCUUCAACCCAAGGUUGCCGACGGCACUCCCUGUAGCCCGGACUCCACCUCUGUCUGCGUGCAGGGGCAGUGCGUCAAGGCCGGCUGUGACCGAGUCAUCGGCUCCAGCAAGAAGUUCGACAAGUGCGGCAUUUGCAAGGGCAAGGGUCUGACUUGCAAGAAGAUCACUGGCUCACUCGACCGUUCAAAGCCGGGAUACCAAGAAGUUGUCACUAUCCCCGCCGGAGCGACCAAUAUUGACAUCAAGCAACGUAGUCUUCGAGGUGCAAGGCACGACGGGAGCUACCUGGCGUUGAAGAGACUCGACGGCAAGUACCUCCUGAAUGGAGACUACACCCUCUCGACCCUGGAGCAGGACAUCUCCUACCAGGGCACCAACCUGCGCUACACGGGCUCCUUGGUGUCGCUGGAGAGGAUCCGCAGCUUUGGUGCGCUGCAGGAGCCGCUGGUGGUGGAGGUGCUCUCGGUGGGAGACUCCAUGCGCCCCAGGGUCAAGUUCUCCUUCUUCGUCAAGAAGAGCUUGCAGCAGCUGCCCACCGCCCGCAACGGCAGGCGGCCCUCGUUCAACGCCAUCCGCGAGACGGUGACUGCCGAGUGGGUGAUCGGCGAGUGGGGCGAGUGCUCCAAGAGCUGCGGGCUGGGGCUCCAGCGCCGCGCGGUGGAGUGCGCCGACCGGCAGGGCGCCCCCGCCGCGGACUGCGAGCGCGAGCUGAAGCCCGACGACCUGCGGCUGUGCGCCGACGUGCCCUGCCCGCGCUGGCUGCUGGGCGAGUGGUCGCCCUGCUCCAAGACCUGCGGGAAGGGCUUCAGGAAACGGUCGCUGAGGUGCGUCACCCGCGCCGGCCAAACUCUACCGCACGACAGCUGCGGCACGGCGAAAAAACCGAAGCACUUGAUCGGCCUGUGUACCUUACGGGCUUGUGCUUAGAGACUCCCAAAUGCAAAGACUAUACCCACCGGAGUUAACGUUCAACCUAAAUGCACUGAUAAGGGUCUCCUAAUCCAUUGUCAUGUCAUAAGGAAUAGGAGUAGAAUUAGGCCAUUCGGCCCAUCAAGUCUACUCCGCCAUUCAAUCAUGGCCGAUCUAUCUCUCCCUCCUAACCCCAUUCUCCUGCCUUCUCCCCAUAACCCCCGACACCCGUACUAAUCAAGAAUCUAUCUAUCUCUGCCUUAAACAUGUAACAUGAACAUGACUCCCAUCCAACCCAUAUUUCACUUUGACAAUGAAUGUUUGAUUUAGUUGUAAUAGACCAUUGGGUAGUUAAUGGUCUUGUGAGGGGGACAAUGGGGGGGGGGGUGGGGGGGAAUUGAGAAACUCGAUGCGAGCAUUGUGUGUCUCUCUCUCGUCAAUUAGUCUUGUCAGUAUUCGUAUAUAUUUCGCUGUUGACAGUGAAUUCGGAAGUUAGUAAGCCACGCUAAAGUACGUAAUUCUCUCAUUCAUAAGAUUCGUUCGCAAGAGUUCCAAGAUGGUUUCCUCUGGUGAAAGUCACUCUCCGUGAAGAGAACUGUCUUGGAAACGGUCUCGCAAGCGACCUUGCGUUUUUAUAUUUAUUUUUUCAGAAUAUCUUGUUCGUGUGGUGUUAUUGUGGGGGGGUGGAUGCUUUUACACCGCGCUGACUCAAGCCCCCUACAGAAUAAUAUCUAACAUCGUCUUGGUACUAAGUAGUUCAAGUGAGGGUCAAUUAAUUGGUCGGCCACCAGUUGGAAACUAACGAGUCCCCGAUUAGCAAGUGUACACAAAUAGUCCAUGGAGCCCGCAUGCAAGAGGCGCCAUGUUUCAUGGAGGUGCCCCUUUCAAAAGUCCACACUCCAGAGACCCCGGUUCGAUCCUGCCCUCGGGUGCUGUCUGGGUAGAGUUUGCACGUUCUCCCCUGUGACCACAUGGGUUUCCUCCAGCUCUCCAAAGACUUGCGGGUCCGCAGUUUAAUUUCCCCGACCCUGGUUCCCUCUCCUCUUCACCGUCUGCAGCAGGGCUCCCCAUGUGUCUCGUGCUCUGGGCUGAGGUUAGACAGGAGGUGGGACCCCCCCCUCUCUGCUACCAGCGAGGUUGUCCCACAAAGUGGGAGGGAAACAUACCGCCCCAGGACAGGACAAGAAGUCCACGUGAAUCAGAUGCCGCAAUAACCACUCUACAAAACGCUGGUGUAACUCAGCGGGACAGGCAACAUCUCUGGAGAGAAUGAAUGGGUGACGUUUCGAG